CAGAUCCCAAUUCAUGAGCUAUGGGAAGCAUGGCUUAUAUGGUGGCCAUGCAGGCAUACUGGAGAGGGGAAAUUCUAGUAGGAAUAGAUAGGGAAGAUGUUGCAAGAAUUAUGGUGGCCAGGAAACAGGAGGUGAUGUGAUUCUUGUCAAGGCUCUUCGCUUUAGAAUGGGGCCUGGGCGAUGAUUUUCCUUCUGAUUCAUUCCACUUGUUGCUUCAUCCGCUGUUGAGGUCAACUAACUGUCACAGCUGACUCUUGUUCGCAUGCGAGGUGGGCCGAAUCUAGUUUGGUCUGGUUUAAAGCACACUUUUCUGACUACUGGAAAUUUACUGACAUUUGUGGGGUCAGGUUACAAGAGCAAAGCCAAGACUUUGCUUACAGAAGGAAGAUUAUCCAAUAGUCUUAUCAAGACUAUUUAUAUUAUAUUGGAAAUACAAAAUAACUCAGUUUCCACACUUGGAAUGGAUACAUACAAAUACUGAUAUGCAGUCCAAUUCUAUAAGCUAGCGGAGAGUCUAUCAUCUGUGUCAUGGGAAUAUGAAAGAAUGUCCUUUUUUAUGUCCCAAAGCUUAUGUUGCUGACAUCUGAUAACUUACAAAGAAAAUGACUAUCUGAAGAGGCAGAAUGCAAACAUAUGUCAGUCAUUUUAUGAACAUUUUUUUUGACAUGUUUUCAGGUGACAAGGAACAACUGAGCCAUGGACACCUGGUUGAAUCAAUCAUACACAGAUGACUUUGUCCUCUUGGGCAUCUUUUCAUACUGUGCAACUGAUCUUGUUCUUUUCUCUAUGGUCAUGAUGGUCUUCACAGUGGCCCUCUGUGGGAAUGUCCUACUCAUCUCCCUCAUCUACAUAGAUCCUCGACUUCAUACACCCAUGUACUUCUUCCUUAGUCAGCUUUCCCUCAUGGACCUCAUGUUGGUAUGUAACAUUGUGCCAAAGAUGGCAGUCAACUUCCUGUCUGGCAGAAAGUCCAUCUCCUUUGUGGGUUGUGGUAUACAAAUUGGCCUUUUUGUCUCUCUUGUGGGCUCUGAGGGGCUCUUACUGGGACUCAUGGCUUACGAUCGCUAUGUGGCCAUUAGCCACCCACUUCACUAUCCCAUCCUCAUGAGCCAGAGGGUCUGUCUCCAGAUUGCUGGAGGAUCCUGGGCCUUUGGCAUACUAGAUGGAAUGAUCCAGAUGGUGGCAGCCAUGACCUUCCCCUACUGUGGCUCCAGGAAUGUGGACCACUUCUUCUGUGAGGUGCCAGCCUUAUUGAAGCUGGCCUGUGCAGAUACAUCCCUUUUUGAGAACCUGCUAUUUGGUUGCUGUGUCUUCAUGCUCCUCCUUCCCUUCUCCAUCAUCAUGGCCUCCUAUGCUUGCAUUCUGGCUGCUGUGCUCUGUAUGAACUCUGCUCAGGCCCGUAAGAAGGCUCUGGCGACCUGUUCCUCCCAUCUGACAGCUGUCUCCCUCUUCUAUGGGGCUGCCAUGUUCAUCUACUUGAGGCCUAAGCACUACGGGACCCCUAGCCAUGACAAAGUGGUCUCUGUCUUCUACACCAUUCUUACUCCUAUGCUCAACCCCCUCAUUUAUAGCUUGAGGAAUGGGGAAGUGAUGGGGGCACUGAGGAAGGGGCUAGACCGUUGUAGGAUUGUCAGCUAGCACUGAAGUUUCAGGAUAUCUGAUGCAUGGCUCUGCCAUUUCUUGGCUGUAUAACUUUGGUACAUCAUUCUCCCUUCAUGGGUGUCUGUUUCUUCAUAAUAAAUGAGAAUCAUGGCAUUUGUUCUACCUCACAGGGAUGUUGUGGAGACUAUUGCAUAUAAAUCAAAGCCCCAUGCAGAAGCAAUAUAUACUAUUAUUGUUAGUGUUGAUUGUUUAUAGAGCUCUUAAAGUGAAUUCUCUCUUUUUAAUUCUUCUUUGUAAUAGUUGUCUUUUACUGAGUACUUACUAUGUCCUGGACACUGGCUUAUCUAUCUUAUUAUCUA
Molecule: messenger RNA, 1961 nt
Organism: Loxodonta africana (African savanna elephant)
Lineage: Eukaryota; Metazoa; Chordata; Mammalia; Proboscidea; Elephantidae
Product: olfactory receptor 2V1
Exons: 1
Coding region: 697-1638 (313 amino acids)
Biological process (GO): G protein-coupled receptor signaling pathway; detection of chemical stimulus involved in sensory perception of smell
Cellular component (GO): plasma membrane
Molecular function (GO): G protein-coupled receptor activity; olfactory receptor activity
Source: RefSeq, a predicted model, not a curated record